AUGUUUAGUAUACUAGCGGAAAUCAAGACGAAUGAUGAUCCUCGCGUGGACGAACUCAUUGAAGACGCGUUUGCUGUCGUCAAGUCCAGCUAUGAGGCUCCAAAACAUGCUAUCGUGCUUGCUCAUGGACUUCUGGGCUUCGAUGAGCUGAGACCAAUUGGUCACUUCUUCCCGGGAAUCGCGUACUGGAGAGGCAUAACACAGGCUUUGGCAGCCAAGAAUGUCGAAGUCAUCACAGCGCAUGUACCGCCUUCGGGUAGAAUUGAAGUGCGAGCCGCCAAGCUAGCUGAGAGCAUUGAGAGGCAAGCAAAUGGCAAAGCAGUAAACAUAAUCGCAGGUCUAGAUGCAAGACAUAUGGUGUCCCGACUCAAGCCCCCGAAUGUGAAGGUGCUAUCACUCACGACAGUUGCCACACCGCACAGAGGAUCUUCAUUCGCCGACUACAUGUUCAAGCAGAUCGGCAUGAGCAAUAUUCCCAGGCUGUACAAAGUCCUCGAGUUCUUUGGCAUGGAGACGGGAGCCUUUCGACAGCUGACCAGAGAGUACAUGGCCAAUAAUUACAAUCCAAGGACGCCGGACGUGGAGGGAGUCAAGUAUUACAGCUAUGGCGCUGCAUUCCAACCUCAUCUGACUUCCGUAUUUCGAAAGUCGCACAGUAUCAUCGAGCCGAUUGAGGGUGCAAAUGAUGGUCUUGUCAGUGUCGAGAGCAGUCAAUGGGGAACUUACAAGGGUACUCUGAAUCAUGUCAGCCACUUGGACCUCAUCAACUGGACGAACAGACUGAGAUGGUAUUUCUGGGAGCUGACGGGUAAGAAGCGGAAUUUCAACGCCAUUGCAUUCUACCUCAGCAUCGCGGAUAUGCUCGCAAAAGAAGGACUUUGA
Pseudocercospora fijiensis CIRAD86 is the source of this 882-nucleotide messenger RNA. RefSeq lists its product as uncharacterized. Gene Ontology annotation, molecular function: triacylglycerol lipase activity. The transcript has 5 exons. NCBI's taxonomy places the organism in Eukaryota, Fungi, Ascomycota, Dothideomycetes, Mycosphaerellales, Mycosphaerellaceae. Bases 1 to 882 code for a protein of 293 amino acids. The record is from RefSeq and is a predicted model, not a curated record.